Lampris incognitus (smalleye Pacific opah) is the source of this 3486-nucleotide messenger RNA. Its product is annotated as phosphofurin acidic cluster sorting protein 1-like. The record is from RefSeq and is a predicted model, not a curated record. Gene Ontology annotation, biological process: protein localization to plasma membrane. The transcript is spliced from 20 exons. Gene Ontology annotation, molecular function: transmembrane transporter binding. The coding region runs from base 1 to 2289 and encodes 762 amino acids. NCBI's taxonomy places the organism in Eukaryota, Metazoa, Chordata, Actinopteri, Lampriformes, Lampridae.
AUGUCAUUUAAUCCAUUUGACCUCCUGCAGGUGAUGCAGCAUCCCAGCGAGGGCGCUCAGGUCCUCGGGCUCCACAGCCAGCUGAAGGACGCCUCCGUCCCUGUGGCCGAGGUCCGCGUCUACUCUCUGUCCAGCCAGCCCAUCGACCACGAGGGCCCCAAGGCCAAGAUGUCAGAUCGUUCUCCAGACAUUGAUAACUACUCAGAAGAAGAGGAAGAGAGCUACUCAUCAGAGCAGGAGGGCAGCGACGACCCCAUCCAUGGACAGUAUCUCUAUGAUGAAGAGGACGAGGUGAGGAAGAAGAAACCAAGGAGGAAGCUUGCUUCUAAUGCUGCCAUCACCAGGCAACCCAACAUAAAGCAGAAGUUUGUUGCCUUGCUGAAGAGGUUUAAAGUCACUGAUGAGGUGGGGUUUGGGUUGGAGCAUGUGUCCCGGGAGCAGAUCCAGGAGGUGGAGGAGGACCUGGACGAGCUGUACGACAGUCUGGAGAUGUACAACCCCAGCGACAGUGGGCCCGAGAUGGAGGAGACAGACAGCAUCCUCAGCACGCCCAAACCCAAACUCAGGCCGUUUUUCGAGGGCAUGUCCCAGUCCAGCUCCCAGACGGAGAUCGGCAGUCUGAACAGCAAAGGCAGUUUGGGUCGCGACACCUUCAGUCCCCAGGGAGAGCAGCCGCCGUUAGAGAGGAUGAAACCCUCCCGCAGCCGCAACCUGGAGGAGGCGCUGUCCGAGACAGACACCCUGGAGUUGACCGAUCAGGAGAUGUUUGCUGAAGUGGGUCCCUGUAUCACGGUGUCGGUGGCUGAGAAACCCCGAACACCCAUGAAGAGCAUCAGGAGUGAGAUCCAGGCCAUGCCGUUACCCAGGCUGGACGGAGGACACACUCCCCGGCUGAAGCGAAGCAGCACUCCCCUGAAGGAGCGGCAGCUGUCCAAGCCUCUGAGCGAGAGAACCAAUAGCUCCGACUCGGAGAGGUCGCCCGAGCUGGGUCACAGCACGCCGGUCCUCAGGAAGGCAGUUUAUGACCAGCUGAACCAGAUCUUGCUGUCUGACUCAGCGCUACCAGAGAGCCUCAUCUUGGUCAAUUGCACUGACUGGCAGGGACAGUACGUGGCAGAGCAGCUCCAGGUGCAGAGACACCCGGUGGUGUGCACGUGUUCGGGUGCAGAGAUCCAGGCCGUGCUGUCCGCCGUGCUCACGCGCAUCCAGAAGUUCUGUAACUGUAACUCGUCCAUGCCGAGGCCGGUGAAGGUGGCGGCGGUGGGCGGUCAGAGUUAUCUGGGAGCCAUUCUGCAGUUCUUUGUCACCCAGCUGGCCAACAAGACCUCGGACUGGCUCAGCCACAUGAGGUUCCUGGUGGUGCCCCUGGGCUCUCAUCCCGUUGCCAAGCACCUGGGUGCCCUUGACAACCGCUACAGCUCCUCUUUCCUGGACGGAGCCUGGAGAGACGUGUUCAGCCGCGCAGAGCCUCCGCAGACAGACCAGUUGGACGUGGCCGGAAGAAUCAGCCAGUACAUCAGUGGGGCAACAGUCACACACCAGCUACCUAUAGCUGAAGCUAUGCUAACCUGCAAACACAGGACGCGAGACGAAGACUCUUAUCAGAAGUUCAUUCCCUUCAUCGGGGUGGUGAAGGUCGGCCUGAUCGAGUCGAGCCCCUCUUCAACCGGUGAUUCCGAGGAGGGCGUGGCCGUGAGCUUGGCCGUCCCCUCCACGUCGCCUCCCUCCCACGGCUCCCCCACGGGGAUGAUCAAAGAGGCCGCCACCCCCCCCUCCUCCCCCUCCAUGGGCAGCGUCCUCACCGUGCAGGGGAGUCCCAGUAUGUCCCACGGCGUGGACGCCAUUGGCCUGCAGGUGGACUACUGGCUGGCCUCGCUGGCCGAGAAGCGGCGGGAGGGCGAGCGGCGGGACACGGGCUGUAAGAACACGCUGAAGAGCGCCUUCCGCUCGCUGCAGGUCAGCAGGCUGCCAGGCGGGGGCAGCAGCGACCCCCAGGCCCAGGUCAGCACCAUGGCCAUGACCGUGGUGACCAAGGAGAAGAACAAGAAAGUUCCCACCAUCUUCCUGGGGAAAAAGCCGAAGGAGAAGGACGUGGAUUCGAAGAGUCAGGUCAUUGAGGGCAUCAGCCGACUCAUCUGCUCCGCCAAGCAGCAGCAGACCAUCCUGAAAGUGUCCAUCGACGGUGUGGAGUGGCACGACGUCAAGUUCUUCCAGCUGGCGGCCCAGUGGCCCACCCACGUCAAGUACCUGCCCGUCGGACUGUUCGGCUACAGCAAGCCUCCGUCCUAGGGGUCGGCGCCCUUCCACCAUCACCUCUGACCCCAACUUGACCUUCGACUCCCCUCCACCUUGACCAAUCACAAUCACACUUCCAUGCACAGACCCCGCCUCCCAGCCGCGCCUGGGAGCGGCUUUGGCCAACCAGAAAUGAGAGAAGUCCUUGAGUGUCUGGUUGUUGUCUUUUGUGGUGUUGUUGUUCUUUAUGUUCUUCUCGUCACUUUUCGGGUUCAGAUGCAACAUUUCUUUUGAGGAAGAGGGGGAGAGAGAGAAGGAGGGUAGUGUUUGGGUGUAGCACUACUAAUACUAGUCACUUUAACACCCCUUUGUGUGUGUGUGUGUGUGUGUGUGUGUGUUGUUGGUGAGCAUGCACACGAGUGGAUGUGUGUGUGUUUUCUGGGGGCUAACAGCACAAGUUAAUUAGCCGACUGCCAUUUCGAAUUUGCAUCACAUGAAAGGCAAUAGCAUGAGCGCCAGUUUUUGAAUCCUAACCCCCGACCCCUAACUUUUGACCCGUGACCUUUUGCGUACAGCCUGGCAGGUCAUACUCACUCACCUUCCACCUUCCCACAACCACAAGUCCUGAUCCACACUUGCAUGAGCUGUACGAAGUGCUUCAGAUCACCAUUCACGUGCCGGUCGGUCACCACGGAGAAGACACAGCUCGCCGUCUGCAUGAACCGGUGAGAGUACACACAAGUCUCUGGCUUCCCUCGCCAAAACUACUGAGAGUACACACAAGACUCUGGCUUCCCCCUCCAAAAAUACUGAGAGUACACACAAGACUCGGGCUUCCCCCUCCAAAAAUACUGAGAGUACACACAAGACUCGGGCUUCCCCCUCCAAAAAUACUGAGAGUACACACAAGACUCUGGCUUCCCCCUCCAAAAAUACUGAGAGUACACACAAGACUCUGGCUUCCCCCUCCAAAAAUACUGAGAGUACACACAAGACUCUGGCUUCCCUCUCCAAAAAUACUGAGAGUACACACAAGUCUCUGGCUUCCCCCUCCAAAAAUACUGAGAGUACACACAAGACUCUGGCUUCCCACUCCAAAAAUACUGAGAGUACUCACAAGACUCUGGCUUCCCCCUCCAAAAAUACUGAGAGUACACACAAGUCUCUGGCUUCCCCCUCCAAAAAUACUGAGAGUACUCACAAGACUCUGGCUUCCCUCACUAAAGAUACUGAAGAUACAGCAAAAUACUG